Messenger RNA from Pezoporus occidentalis (night parrot), 724 nucleotides. RefSeq names its product ETHE1 persulfide dioxygenase (gene ETHE1). Gene Ontology annotation, biological process: hydrogen sulfide metabolic process; glutathione metabolic process. The record is from RefSeq and is a predicted model, not a curated record. The transcript has 6 exons. Gene Ontology annotation, cellular component: mitochondrion. Lineage: Eukaryota; Metazoa; Chordata; Aves; Psittaciformes; Psittacidae. Gene Ontology annotation, molecular function: sulfur dioxygenase activity. Bases 1 to 693 code for a protein of 230 amino acids.
AUGUGGUUGCACCGCGUCCCCGCCGCCAUCGCGGCCCUUCGGGGCUACGGCACCGCGGGGAGGCGGCUGCUGCUGCGGCAGGUCCCGGGGGGAAUGGGGGCCCGUGGGGGGGUGGCCGUGGACGGGUUCCCUCCCGCAGUGAACACCCACUGCCACGCGGAUCACGUGACCGGGUCUGGCGCGCUGCGCGCGGCGCUGGGGUGCCGCAGCGCCAUCUCGCGGGAGAGCGGCGCAAGCGCGGACGUGCUCCUGCGCGAUGGGGACGAGCUGCGCUUCGGAGCCUUCGCGCUGCAGGCACGUGCCAGCCCCGGGCACACGGCCGGGUGCUUGACGCUGGUGCUGGACGAUGAAUCCAUGGCGUUCACCGGGGACGCGCUGCUCAUCCGGGGCUGCGGCCGCACCGACUUCCAGCAGGGCUGUGCCCGCACCCUGUACCGCUCCGUGCAUGAGAAGAUCUUCACCCUCCCCGAUGAGUGCCUGGUCUACCCCGCGCACGACUACAAUGGGCACACGGUGUCCACGGUGGGGGAGGAGCGGCGCCUGAACCCCCGCCUCACGCUGAGCCCCGACGCCUUCGUUGCCCUCAUGGAGGGGCUGCAGCUGCCCCGCCCCCGACGCAUGGACGAGGCUAUUCCAGCCAAUCUCCGCUGCGGGAUCCAGGAUGAGCCUGUUAACCCCGCCCCCUCUGGCUAAGCCCCGCCCCCAGGGAUAAGCACCGCCCCCC